Molecule: messenger RNA, 957 nt
Organism: Tachyglossus aculeatus (Australian echidna)
Lineage: Eukaryota; Metazoa; Chordata; Mammalia; Monotremata; Tachyglossidae
Product: olfactory receptor 1361-like
Biological process (GO): G protein-coupled receptor signaling pathway
Cellular component (GO): membrane
Molecular function (GO): olfactory receptor activity; G protein-coupled receptor activity
Source: RefSeq, a predicted model, not a curated record
AUGGGUUCAGCAAACCAGACCGGUGACUCAGCGUUUGUCCUGCUGGGUUUCUCCAGCGAGCCCAGGCAGCAGUGGCUCCUCUUCCUGCUCUUCCUGACUCUGUACCUGGUCACCGUGGGGGGAAACCUGCUCAUCGUCCUGGCCAUCAGCACCGACUCACACCUCCACUCCCCCAUGUACGUUUUCCUCACCAACCUGUCCCUGGUCGACAUCUGUUUCUCCUCCACUACUGUCCCCAAGAUGCUGGCCAACGUGCAGACCAGCAACCCAGCCAUCUCCUAUGCCGGCUAAAUGUAUUUUUCAUCUCUAUUCGGAGGUUUGGAUGACUUCCUCUUGGUCGUGAUGGCUUCUGACCACUUCAUGGCCAUCUGUCAGCCCUUGGGCUAUGCUACAGCCAUGAAUCCCAGGAGCUGUGUCCUGCUGGCGGCCACCUGCUGGUUCAUUGCUCAGCUUAAUUCCCUGCUACACACAAUCCUGUUGGCUCAGCUAACCUUUUGUGCCGACCACACCAUCCCACACUUCGUCUGUGACCUGAUCCUGCUGCUUGCUUUGUCCUGUUCUGUUCCCACCAUCAGUGAGCUGAUGCUAAUGUCUGUGGGUGGGGUGGUGAUUUUAAUCCCACUAACAUGCAUCUUGGGCUCUUAUGCCCACAAAAUCUCUGCUAUCCUGAGAAUGCCCUCAGCAGGAAGCAAGCGCAAAGCCUUCUCCACCUGUGGUUCUCACCUGGCUGUGGUCUUACUCUUCUACGGGACAGUCAUUGGUGUAUACCUUUGCCCCUCAUACCCUGGCUCCACAGAUGAGGGCAGCCUAGCUGCAGUGUUGUAUGCAGUUGUGACCACACUCCUCAAUCCCUUCAUCUACAGCCUGCACAACCACGACCUGCACUGGGCCCUCAAUAAGCUCUUCUGCCAGAGGAUGCCCUUUAUCCUGCUAGAGAGAUUCCAGGUCCCUAAAUAG